UUCUCCUGGGCUGUACUUCUAUAAGAGCUCUCAGGGGCAGAAGCCUUGAUUUGUGCCACUGCAAACUCCUAAGGCAGUUGAUUGUGAUGGACACAACUCUAAGAAGUCUAGCAAUGGCAUGGUCCAGAGAAGCAGAUAAAUGUUGGGGCUCUUAUCCAAGCAAACCACACCUCUUGUCUCUGCAGAGCGGCACCUCUGCUCCCAAAGCAUCAACGCCAAGGGCACAGCAUUCCUUCCAGCUGUGACCCAGCCCCAGAAUAACAAAGCCCUGUCCACAUCUUACAGAAUUUCAAUCGGACUUUUCUUUUCCUGUUUGCUUCCAGAAAUGGCCGAAGGGUCCAGCGAUUUUUUUUAAGAUCUUCUCGGCCAAAUCCAGAGAAAUAAGGACUCAGGAGGAUGUUAAUUCUCAAAAAUAUCCAGUGGGAAAUUGCUUGGCUGGCAUCCAUUUGUCUGAGACAAAAGUGUGUGGUGAGAGACAAACCUGUGGUAUACACCAUUGAUUGGAAUACAGAAAGCUUUUCGGGCUCGGUAUAUUGCUGAGAUUAUUUCCUUUCUGUGGAGAGCUUAGAUGUUGGCUUUACUUCUUGUGAGGGGUGUCCUAAUUAGGCCCAAUGACCCAGUUAAACAGCCAAUGAGGACACUUGAAAGGAGGGGUGUGUAUAAAACUGUGCAGCUCAGAGCAGAAAGGGGCUCAGGGAAAGGCGGCAAGGCGCAGGAAGGAAUAGGCCUUGACUGCUCUGUGGAGGGUCCAUGAGCCCAAACCCAUAGUAGAUGACAGGCCCAGAUUCCCUUUCCCGCCACAGGAAGAGGGUCACAUGGGAUAAAUGCCUGUGAGUGCUGGUGAGCAGGGACUUUAAUGCCCAUCUCCCCCGAGGGAUAAGCCAUGGAGUGACCUGGCAAGAGUGGCCAGUCAUGAAGGAGGUGGUGCAGUUCCUGGAGUAAGAGGGCCUCAGAGACAGAAAGAGAAGGAAGGAGCAUUUUCUGUGCAGAGCUAAUCCCCAGAACAGCCAGGAAGAGGCACCAUCUGGCAGUGAGUCGAGAGGCCCCUGUCACACUGCUAAAUUCAAUGAGAUAGAGUCUUAACCUGUCAGCCUUAAACCACACACACACACACACACACACACACACACACACACACAACACACUUUUUUCCCAAAAUUGGCAAAUAUCUGAGAUCAGACUAUUGCAUCUGUUUGGAUUCAGUCCCACAGUCUUUUUUGGCCUGCUCAGUUCUUCCUAUUGUUUCGCAUUUCUGGGAAAUCCCCUCUCUCGUGCCUGGUUUUUCCUACCACCACUGUUGCAAGAUAAGCUGGAAUGUUGAAAUGUUCUUCAGCAAAAUGAUAACUUCUGUUUACCGGAAGGUGAUAGGGGGAGAAACCCACAUUACUCAGUGCAUAGUAUAUAAAUUGAGAGCUGAAUUCUUACUAUCUCAUCCUGUAAUGCCGCUGUAGAGCACCUGAAAUUACAGGAUAUCAACCUCCUUAAGAGACAAGUAAGUGCUUUGGAAGGGCAGCUGAGAGCUUUGCAAAGCAGCUUCUCCAAGUACAAACAAGGUUGCAUUCCUGAGCAAUGCUGCUGCUUCCAAUACUGACCAUUUUUGCUCUAGAAAUAUGUGUGUUGAAAACAUCCAAUGCAAUUCCAAACCAGAGUGUUCAGAAAUGGGAUCCAAAUGCAUGCACUCUAAUUGUAUGUGGACCUGCUCAGAAUGGAUUACCAGGCAGAGAUGGAAGAGAUGGGAAGGAAGGACCUAAAGGAGAAAAGGGAAGCCAAGGAUUGCAAGGACUAAAGGGGUCACAAGGUCCCCCAGGAAAGAUGGGCCCUGCUGGAGUGGUAGGAGGGAAGGGCUCGCCAGGAGAAAAAGGAUCUAAAGGAGAUAUUGGAGGCAGAGGAUUGCAAGGAGUCCCAGGUUUGAAGGGUGAUCCAGGCAAUGCAGGCCCUUCUGGGCCAAAGGGGGAUAAGGGUCCACUAGGAGAAAAAGGAGUCAAAGGAGAGAGAGGCCUGCAAGGAACCACAGGUCAGGAGGGCAAGCCAGGAAUUGCAGGUGCCCCGGGGCCAAAGGGGGACAAAGGUUCAGUAGGUGAAAAGGGAGCAAAAGGAAGCAAUGGGGACAGAGGGUUACAAGGAAGCUCAGGUUUGCAAGGCCUCAAAGGGCAAAUUGGUUCUCCUGGGCCAAAAGGUGAUAAAGGUUCAAUAGGUGAAAAAGGAACAAAAGGAGACAGUGGACUAUCAGAGAUCAACCUCGUUAAGAGGCAAGUAAGCACUUUGGAAGGUCAGCUGAGAGCUCUGCAAAGCAGCUUCUCCAAGUACAAACAAGUUAUAACGUUCCCAAAUGGCAGAAUUGUUGGUGAAAAGAUAUUCAUGACCAGUGGCUAUGAAGGCAACUUUGAGAGUCUGAAGCAAAGGUGCUCCCAAGCUGGAGGCCAGCUUGCUUCUCCUCGGAAUGCCGCCGAAAACACCGCCAUCCAUCAGAUAGUCGCUUUGUACAACAAACCCGUGUUUAUUGGGAUAAACGAUAUCCAGACAGAGGGUCGUUUCAAGUAUCUGAAUGGAGAAAACAUUGUGUAUUCCAACUGGGAGCCCAGGGAACCAAAUAACGACAAAGGAGCUGAGGACUGUGUAGAAGUCUAUACAAGUGGAAAGUGGAACGACAAAUCCUGUGGAGAGAGACGAUUAAUUGUGUGUGAAUUUUAAACCACUGACCAUAUUGCCUUCGCAUCAUCUGACGGAAGUGGCAUCUGCAGAAGUAUGUUAGGAUCAAAUAUCUAUCAUGUUUAAAGGGGCUUUGCAGACUUAUAGGAUGGCAAAGUUUUAAAACCAAAUCAUCAGAUUCUGUUUUUUUUAGUGCUAAACAAUGUUAGCUCAAGUUUUUCUUUAUGUAGCGAAUCUGAUAAAAUCCACAUAAGCAGAUGCAGCCCCGUGCAGAAAGAGAUAUAGAUGGAUUAGUCUCCUAGGAGAUUCAAGACAGACUUGACAUUGUUCUCAAUGCUCACAAGAGAUUACCUGUAUGCCUAACGAACAUGCGUGUCAGGGCAUUUGCUUGCCUUGUUAACAUUUAUUAUUUAUUUUUUCUAUUGCUGUACUCCAGAGACCACAGGCUAGGUCAAAAGUCAGUUGUGCCAGGAGAUGUACAAACACAAGGAAGACGUAGUUCCAAAAAACUUUUAUUUGACUUUAAGAAACCUUUCUGUGCUUUCUUCUGGGAAUUAUUUGAAGACAUAUAUUUGUUAUUAAACUUUGGGUAGGAUUGUGGGAAUUGCCUUAAAUCUAGAGGAAUUUAAGCCACUGUGUUUUUAUACUGUUAUUUGUAACAUUUCAUUUUUUGUUGGCGAAGUGUCAUAUGUACUGUACAUUCAGGUGUGAAGGGUUUACAUGCAAUUAGAUGGCAGAUUGCAUGAAUUUCCCCAAACAGUCUCAGAUCUCAAGGGCCUCCAGUAAAAUCAGUUUAAUUAGAAACAAAGAAAAUCUUCUCAAAACAAAAUGAAUGGUAUGAAAGGUGCCUAAAUGGCCCCAUUACCCCCAAUAUCUGAGUUCCAGUAGGCUCUGUCCUGUCUAAGAGACUCUCUUUGAUGUCUUUGUAAGACUUUAUUUCUUUUCCCAGGACAGACAGACUAUAUUGUUUUCUGUUGGCCCAACACCCAACUGUACAUCAAAUUCUGCUGUGGCACAUUUGAAGAGGAGCAUGUUUCUCAUUUGAUGUUGCAGGGCACAAAGGUGCACUUAGAAUUCAGCUGACUUAAUAUGAAUAAAUAGCUUGUGAUGGCUCAGGACAAAUUAGAGCUCUGUGAAUGGCUAAAUUGAUUAGUCUGAAGUCAAAGCCAGUACCUUGCUGAGUCCUAAACUUAUCUAUGUUUCCCAAUAGUUGCUGCUAUAUAAAAUAUAAAUUCUUAAUAGAUUAGCUGAAUUUGUCACAAUUAUGCUUAGUAGAAAGCAUUUUUAAUCUAAACAUAGCUAAUUAAAAGAAAAACAUGAAAAGUUCUACAGAGCAUGUACUCUAUCAGAGCUUUUUGGAUAAGCAUGUAUCUGUGCCACAUUAGUAUCUUGUCACAAAGAGAGAUGAAUAUGAAGAUUACUUAGAGUUCCCUGCCGAAGAUGCGUCCUUCCACCUUUCCUGUAACUUCUGAGGCAGAUCCUGGAAGACCUUUAGGCAGCUGCUUUUCUGGGGUAGUCAUUGCUUCAGACUGAUUAACCAUGCAGGAGUAGUUCUUCAGUUGGGAUGCAGUACACUCUUUGAUUCACUCAACCUUGUAGGAGCUUUCAGAUGAAGUCUCCCAUGUCUCUGAGUUGGGGACAUCUUCUAACUUUAUGCCCAGUUUUGCCACAUGUCAAACAGCUCAGAGGAUUGUUUCCCCCAGUAGAAGGUGGCUUUUGCAAGGGAGGUGGGGAAGGAUGAACAUAUUCACAUUAAUAGCAAGUGUUGGAGUACUCUAUAUGGAAUGGCUGCCUCCAUUUUCUCUCGGGCUAACUGCCCCUCCUUGACUUUUAGGAGCCUCUGUUUUGGCCUACAAUACAGGCUUCUUCUUCACUACCUCCCUGUUCUCUUCUUUGGCUUCCUUAAUAGGGCCAAGGCCUGAAAUCAAUGGGAUUACUUGCACAAGUGGUAUUGCCAAAAUAGUCCCACAUCCAUGCACGUGUUGCAAAUGAAUGGACUGUCAAAAAAAUGUUGUACAAUUCCAGCACCCUGGCUCCCAGAUCCCCAGGUGCGAUAAAUCAGAAUAGUGUCAUUGAAAUCAUCAAUUGAGUAGUAAAUCAUCAACCGAGCACAUUGCUCAUUAGUUGACCCAGGAAACAACUCUGGAAUUUUAGUGAAGUGCAUUUGUUCACAGUUCUUUUACAUGUUUGCCUUCAACUUUUGUUAACACUAUGUAUCAGACUUAGCUGAACUUUUGGUACCUUACUUACAGUAAAGGCACAUCAGUGCUCGACUUGAGACUCUUAAAGGACACUGAUUUUUCAGAAAGAGCUGCCAUUCCCAAUGCCUGAGAAUCAAGCUAAUGUAAGUUGGGCACCCAAAAAUCACUAAUUACUUAUAAAGAUCUUGGCUUGGGAACCUAGCACUUCUGAAAAUGAGGCCACUGAUGUAGUAACCUAACUUUAAGCUAUUGUGGUUGAAAAUAUUGAUAUAAGGCGUUCAUAAAACAACAAUGUUUUUCAGGAAUGAUUAUGAGGAUUACAUUCAUUAUUGUUUGUAAAGCAUCCAGAGAUGGUUGGCUAGAGGCUCUCUAGAAGUACAUUAACAUCUAUCACUACUGAGUGAGGAGUAUGAAGUACUCAGGAUAACUAAAUUGUUCAGCAGACAGAUUUUUGACAAACAGGUUCUGUAAAUUUGCCAGAUGAUGAAAAUAAAGCCAAUUUUGGUUUGUGAGACA
Messenger RNA from Pelodiscus sinensis (Chinese soft-shelled turtle), 5366 nucleotides. RefSeq lists its product as uncharacterized. Gene Ontology annotation, cellular component: multivesicular body. Lineage: Eukaryota; Metazoa; Chordata; Testudines; Trionychidae. The record is from RefSeq and is a predicted model, not a curated record.